GAGAUCAUCGCUCGUGUAGUUUUGUGCAGAUUUGAUUAGAGUCCCCCCGUUUCCUUGUUUGAAAUCAUAUAAUCGUUGUGAGGGGAAUCAACGCCGGGACCGGGGAAGAACACGCGCUCUUGGGAGAGUGCCUGAGUUUGCCGCACAAGUUUGGAGACCGCACGCUGGCAGGAGAGCGCCCGUUGCGCGCUUUAAACCCAACCACAGCGGGGCGAUUAUUGAAAGGACCUGAAGAUGAAUGACACGGACACAUUUUGCAAAAACAACCACACAGUCAACUUGACUGAUCCGUCGUGUCUGAACUCAACUCUCCCGUCGUACAGCCACAUCGACAUCACCACUUUCAUGCACAUAUUCCCUUCCAUUUACGGCAUCCUGUGCUCAGUUGGAGUUAUAGCCAAUGGACUGGUCAUCUACGCGGUGGCAGCAUGCAAGAAGAAAAUGGUAUCAGACAUCUACGUGCUGAACUUGGCCAUAGCAGACAUGCUCUUCUUGCUUGUGAUGCCCUUCAACAUUCACCAGCUGGUCAGGGACAGACAGUGGGUCUUCGGGAACUUUAUGUGCAAAGCAGUUGUGGUGGUGGAUGUCAGCAACCAGUUUACCACAGUGGGAAUUGUAACUGUGUUGUGCAUUGAUCGGUACAUAGCCAUAGUCCACCCCACCUCGGAGAAGAGGACCAUCCACUGGACCAUUAUGAUCAACAUGCUAGUGUGGCUUGGCAGCUUCCUCCUCACCGUCCCGGUCAUGAUGUACGCCAAGGUUGAGCGCAGGCAGCAUUUGGAGGUCUGCAUGAUGUACCUGGACGGGCCUGAGGACAUGUACUGGUACACUUUCUACCAGUCUAUCCUGGGCUACAUCAUCCCUCUCAUCAUCAUCAGCACCUUCUACUCCCUCACCCUCUACCACGUUUUCAGCUCUAUCCGCCGGGUGAAACGUAAACAGUCCGUUUGGGCUAAAAGAGCCACCAAGAUGGUGCUGAUGGUUAUCGCACUGUUCCUGGUCUGCUGGUCGCCGUACCACGUCAUUCAGGUGAUCAACCUGAGCAACAGUACACCAACUAUCGCCUUCGUCUACGCCUACCACAUCAGCAUCUGCCUCAGCUACUCCCACAGCUGCAUCAACCCGCUCAUGCUGCUCAUCUUCGCCCAGAACUACCGUGAGCGUCUUUGUCGCAGGAACGUGCUGCACAGCUCCCAGCACUCAUCCAAGCUCACGGUGGUCAAAACAGAUGGUUCCAGUACGACCAAUGACCCCAGCUACCGCUGUACUGUUGUCUAAUGGGAAAGACGUGUCAUUUUGUAGAUACACAUAUAAAUGUUUUGCUGCUCACCUCAAAAGGAAGUAGCUUGAUGAACAGUGUUGCCCGUGAUGCAUUAUUCCCCAGCUUUUUCAUAUCCGGAAAUUAAUACCAUACAAAAAAAAAACUGGGUGUAAAGCAUGAGCAGCAACGUCAACCAUGACUGUGCUGGAAGUAAAGAAGUAAAAUACAGGUCAUGUCAAAGGUUUUCAGCAGAAAACUAUAAGGAAAGAGAAACAGAUCUUCUGCUCAGAGAAAAGCAAGCCCAUUUAAAAAGGAAAGUGACUGUCUCUGAGCCAAAACUAGAGGGAAUUUCAGCACUGACUUCAAAGAUGCACAGAUGAGAAGGGACGCGGAGGAGCGACUCAGGUGUGGCUCUUUUCUAUUUUUUUUUCUUCUGGACUGGGAGCUUUCAUUAACCUUUGUCAACCACAGGCUACAUCCAGUGUCAUUCUGGUCAGUCACACCGCCGAAGGGCAGCUUGUGAGGUCUGUCAGUGGCAAACAUUAACACGUUUGAGUCUGAAAUAUUGUGAUGUUCACUAGUCUUUCACUAGGAGAUUAGACAGCUUCCUGAGGGCUCAAGAUGAAAAUUAAUUCCACUUCAUAGCUGUUAGAGUCGUUUAAUGGAAAAUUUUAGCUCCGCACGUUGUGACGUCUUCAGUCUGAACAGAUGUGACCUGUGGCAAAACAGUUACUGGAGCCACUUUCUAAUAAGAAAGCCUCUGAAGAUCUUAAGUAAGGACUUUUAUGUUGUAAAAAAAUGGCUUUAUUGCGGUUAAUAAAUAAUGUAGUAGAAGCAGUUAGUAAUGACAAAUUAUGGCAUUUUGAAUUGCUCCAAAUCUAACUGGCAGGAAUUUUAUCAUUUCUACUUUGUAAUAAUGCUGUUAUAAAUGUUGGUAAACCAGACUGCAGUUAGUUAAAUGGUAAUUAAGUUUGAUUUUAAAGGUUUGGUUUGUUUUGUAAGUGUUAAUAAGUUGUCAAUAAAGUAAUUUUGGUCCAAAUCAUCUGCCAAACAACAGUGAUCUAGUUUUUUCUCAACUUGGCAGCCCUUUUUAAUCGGCUCAUAACUGAUCUAUACAGAAUUAGAAUAUGGUUUGUUAACAAUUAAUAAAGCCAUUAUUUACAAUUCACUGAUAAGAAAGUUGUACCCAGUCAACUAAAAUAUACGAUUGUAGGGGGAAAGUUGGGGGGAAAAAAUAGAAAGCAUUGAUGAAAAAAAAAGUGUCAGUUUCUUGGUUGUCAGGACAUAAGAUAAACAUUUCACAGCUGAUACAAACAACUGCAAGUGCGUCAGUUUUACUUGUUUUUAUUUUUCUCAUGACAAAAGUCAGUAAGAUCACUACAAAUUGCUGACUGUUGCCAAGGUAAGUACUGUAUCUCAUGAGUAUUUGCUAAUAACCGACAUGUUCUUAUACUUAAUGCAGCUGAACGGUUAGCACAAUGUUUGCUAUAAAUAUAGUAAUGUUUGAAGAGAAAUAGUGGCGGAUCAUAACACACACACACACACACACACACAGUCUUUACACCCAAUGUCUCACCAAAAUAAUAUAUGUCAGACAUUCACAGUUUUUUUUUAUCUUUGUUCAUUUAUCUAAGUCCUUAAGCCUCCUGAUAUAUAGUUAUUCACGUAUAUAUCCCACCUUCACCAUAAGAGUCAACUACACAAAGGCUUCUGAAAGGCAAGAAUAAACACAGCAAUGGGCAACUAUAUACUGACUGGUUUGUUAAUAAGGAGGAAAGUUGGUGAAACUGAUAUUGAUAUUAUAUGUUAUUGAUAUUAUAUAUUGAGUUAGAUGGUGUUGGUUGUAUUCAUUUGCAGAGUACUGUGGUGGUUUUCUCUUGUCCUAUUUACUGUACAAUCUCCUUCAGAUUGUGACUGUUGUUGUUUGUCGCAUUUUCA
Messenger RNA from Toxotes jaculatrix (banded archerfish), 3199 nucleotides. RefSeq names its product melanin-concentrating hormone receptor 2 (gene mchr2b). Gene Ontology annotation, cellular component: membrane; neuron projection. The transcript has 2 exons. The record is from RefSeq and is a predicted model, not a curated record. Gene Ontology annotation, molecular function: neuropeptide binding; G protein-coupled receptor activity. Lineage: Eukaryota; Metazoa; Chordata; Actinopteri; Toxotidae. The coding region runs from base 235 to 1278 and encodes 347 amino acids. Gene Ontology annotation, biological process: neuropeptide signaling pathway.